Messenger RNA from Drosophila kikkawai, 2158 nucleotides. RefSeq lists its product as uncharacterized. The record is from RefSeq and is a predicted model, not a curated record. NCBI's taxonomy places the organism in Eukaryota, Metazoa, Arthropoda, Insecta, Diptera, Drosophilidae.
AUGGAAACUACAAUGAGACGAAGGUCCAUAUUAAAAUUUAAGAGAUACAUCAUUAUUUUCUUCGUUGUCUUGUUGGCCAUUAUAUGGAUCAACCAUUACAGUCAAGGCAAGACCUCUAAGAAGGAGCUCGUUGAAGACAUUCCCGUGGUCGAGCAAAAAACCUAUGAAGAAGAAAAGCCAUCACCACGGACCGAAUCGGCGCGGGAAAAAAGCUUAAGGAUUUUUUAUGAGCGUCUUAUGAGACCCGACCAGGAUGAGGACACGACCACAGAAGAGACUGAGCUUGAAGAUUCUUAUAAGUACUCGUGGUCCUUGAACGAUAUACAGCGCAGAAAGCUUAGAAGGGCACCGGCCAGUCGUUUCUUCGUGAAGAAUCCCAAAUGCAAAAUGCCGUAUGCAGAUCCCUUCUCCAGCGAGGCAUUAGCCAUCCCGAAGCCUGAGAAGUUGAAUAACUGCAGCCACGAAGGACCAAUCUUUGCUCUAAAAUUUGAUCGAAAGUUGGUGCGAUAUCGGCUGCAGGUGAACAGAACUAUGCUCGCAAAGUUGCAACCAAACCUACGGAAGUACAGGUGCGCCUACAGAGAAGUCCCCAAUGACACGAUUACCCCUUGGACGAGCUUUCAAGAUGAGGCCCUCAUCGACUGGAUUCCCAGCGGCAUUGUUGCAAAAUGUCACGAUGCACUGAAAGCCACGAGGACUAUCCAACAGGAUGCCUUUCCGCUGGUACAGGUGCCUUACCGGAGGGCACGCGUGAAGUCGGAUCCUUUGAAAAGAAAACCGAGUGUACUAAUGCUGGGACUGGACAGUAUAUCGCGGAUGAAUUUCAAGCGCAGUAUGCCGAAGGCAGCUGAGUUCGUGAAGCAGGAAGGCUGGUUCGAGAUGGAGGGAUACAACAAAAUAGAAGAUAGCGCGUACGCCACCUUCUGCGCCAUCUUUGGCGGCGCCAAGUCGGAUAAAACCUGUGAAAAGCGCUUUCCAAUGAUAUGGAAUUCGUACAAGGAAGCUGGCUACACAACUGCCUUUGGGGAGGACAGCCUAGAAUCCCAUGUUCCCCCGUUUCGGCCAGACUUCCAACUUCGUACCCUGCUGGAGGAUAUUGGCCAAUCCAUGGACACAGCCUCCAGAUUUGGGUUUCAAAACUGCAUCGGCAGACGCCAGAGCAUCUCUUAUCUGUAUGAUUUUUGCAUGCAGUUCGCGCAACGACUGAUCGAGGAGCUGGAUCAGCCGGCGUUCGGUGUAUUUUGGAGCUCCACCUUAACGCGCGACUACCUAAACGGGCCCGCAAGUCUCGACGAAAAGUUAGUGGAGUACCUGAGGCUGAUGCGUGAUCACCAUAUUUUCGAGCGCGCCAUAGUGAUCCUGUUCAGCGACCAGGGUCAAACGUCGGGAGACCUGGUCGACUUGGCCGACGGGUUCCUCGAAGAACGACUUCCCAUGCUGCACAUUUACCUGCCGCCCUGGUUUCGCAAGGCGUAUCCUAUGUUUGCCAGCAACUUGCUCCUAAACAGCAAUCGCCUCACCACGCCCUUUGACCUGUACAACACCCUGAGGCACAUACUCAACCUGAAGGCCUCCGUUCCCAAGGAGCUGAAAUCUACGAUGAAUUGUCGUCUCAGCCAGUCCCUGUUGCACUUGAUGCCCUUCAACCGCAGCUGCGAGCAGGCCUGCAUCGGGCUGCACUGGUGCGGCUGCAAUGAGUUCGCCCUCGUGGAGAACAACUUUGAUGCCUACUACUUGGCCAAGACGUUCGUCUCCUUUCUCAACUAUUGGAUCCUCAAGAACAACUACAACAAAUAUUGCCAUCGUCUGCUACUGUCUCAUCUGGACUACGUGGAGCGGAGCUUGGAUGAUCUGGAGUCCCUCGAGUCGGGGAUCUUUCGCCUGCGCGUUCGCACGGUUCCCCAUAAAAGCGUCUUUGAGUCCACAGUUCACUUUAACUCUAACUCGCGUACACUGAUCAAGGUCAAUAUUAGGGAUAUCAGUAGGCUCAACUCCAACAAUCGCUCGGAUUGCGUAAAGGACAGGACUGCUAAGAAGUUUUGCAUCUGUUACCCUGAAAUUAAGGACGAGGAAAUGGAAUUCUGGAUAAAUUACACAUUAUAGUCUUCUAGAAACAGUAUACUUUUCCUUUUGGUGUCAACCAUGCUGGUCCAGAGCU